GUAAAGGCAGGAUGGAGAAAACGGGCGCGGGCCUGGGGGAGCCGAGCCCCGAUCCGGUGCGCAGCUUCGAGCGCUGGAAGCAGAAAUACGCCAAGCGCAAGAACAAGCUGCGGCUGCAGCGCAAGCAGAAGAAGCGGCCCGAGUGGGAGGUGGAGAGGGAGGGCAUCGCCAGCUUGGAGCGACGCUACUCGGAGAUAAAUGCAAAAGAAAUUGUCAGAUUUUCGGAUUUCCCAUUGUCUAAGAAAACAGUGAAAGGCUUGCAGGAAUCUCAGUAUCGCAUGGUAACCGAAAUCCAGAGGCAGACCAUAGGUUUGGCUUUACAAGGUAAAGAUGUGCUGGGAGCUGCCAAGACCGGAUCAGGCAAAACCUUGGCUUUUCUUGUACCUGCUCUGGAAAUCUUAUACCGCCAGCAGUGGACUUCCAUGGAUGGGUUGGGAGUUUUGAUAAUUUCACCUACCAGAGAGCUGGCCUACCAAACAUUUGAGGUUCUGCGUAAGGUGGGGAAGAAUCAAGACUUCUCAGCGGGUCUUGUCAUCGGUGGAAAGGACUUGAAACAAGAAUCGGAAAGAAUCCACAAUAUAAAUAUACUCAUAUGUACUCCCGGUCGACUUUUGCAGCACAUGGACGAAACGUCGUAUUUCCAUGCCUCUAAUCUGCAAAUGCUGAUACUAGAUGAAGCCGACAGAAUUUUGGACAUGGGCUUUGCUGAGACGAUGAAUGCGAUUGUAGAAAACCUUCCCAAGAAACGCCAAACGCUGCUUUUCUCGGCCACGCAAACCAAAUCUGUGAAGGACCUGGCCCGGCUGAGCUUGAAAGAUCCGGAAUAUGUUUGGGUGCACGAAAAAGCAAAGUUCAGUACUCCAGCAACUUUGGAACAGAACUACACUGUUUGUGAACUGCCUCAAAAAGUCAGUAUGUUGUACUCGUUUUUGAAAACUCACCUGAAUAAGAAGAGUAUUGUAUUUUUUGCAAGCUGUAAAGAGGUUCAGUAUUUGUUUAGAGUGUUCUGCCGACUUCGGCCUGGGCUUCCUAUGCUGGCUCUUCAUGGCAAGCAGCAACAGAUGAAAAGAAUGGAGGUCUACAACGAUUUUGUGCGCAAGAAAUCGGCAGUUCUCUUUGCUACGGAUCUUGCAGCUCGGGGGCUGGAUUUCCCCGCCGUGAACUGGGUCAUUCAGUUUGACUGUCCGGAAGAUGCAAAUACGUACAUUCACAGAGUUGGGAGAACGGCCAGGUUCAAAGAAGGCGGCGAAGCUCUGCUUGUGCUGCUUCCUUCUGAGGAAAACAGUAUGAUUCAGCAGUUGUCACAGAAGAAAGUUCCUGUCAACAACAUCAAAAUCAACCCUGAGAAGCUUGUAGACAUCCAGAAGAAGUUGCAGUCAUUCUUGGCUCAAGAUCAAGAGUUGAAAGAGAGAGCACAACGGUGUUUUGUUUCCUAUCUGCGAUCCGUCUACCUAAUGAAGAACAAAGAAGUUUUUGAUGUAUUCAAAUUACCCAUAGCUGAAUAUGCCCUCUCUCUUGGGCUUGCAGUGGCCCCUCGUGUCCGGUUUCUUCAGAAGGUGCAGAAGAAAAUGUUUGAGAACGAGCCUGAAAAAGAAAACCCUUUAAAGGGGACGGAGCAGCCUGAAGAUGCAGGUUUUUCUGUAAGCAAUGAAGAAGCAGAGUACUGCAGAGUACCCUUCAGUGAAGCGGUAAAGUUAGGAGGAGAGGAGAUGAAAGAGUUCUCCAACAAAGGCAGUGAAACUGAGAAUGACACAUCUCAGGAUCAGCCUGAGACGGGAGAAGAGCCUGUAACAGUCAAGGGUUCAAAAGCUGAACGCCUGAAGUUUUUUGAAGAGGAUGAUGGUGACGAUGAUGACGACACUAAGGACUUUGAUGUGCUGACUGUAAAACGGCGGAAUGUGUUUGGCUUGGAAGCAAGAGACAAUAUAGUACCGAAUACAUCAAAUUCAAAGCUGAAGAAGAAAAUAACUAAAACAAAAGAAGCUAAAAAGGUUUUGAAGAGAAAAUUUAAAGUAAACACAAAAAUCAUAUUUACUGAAGAUGGGGAGUUAAUUCAGCAAUGGCCACCGGCACAAAAGUCUGUCCAAGACAAAGCAAAAGAUGAUGACAAUUCUGAUGGCAUCGAUCUAGACAAAGCAAAAGAGAGGUUGCAGGAAGAGGACAAAUUCGACAAAGAAGAAUAUAGAAAGAAAAUUAAAGAAAAACACAGGGAAAAAAGGCUGAAAGAAAAGGCAGCCAGGAGGGAAGCCAGAAAAAGAAGUGCCAAGGUUGAAGAGGAAAAUGUAGCCUUUCUCGAUUGCAGUGAAAGUGAUGAUGAAUUUGAUCCAAGCACCCUCCCAGACCCUGAUAGAUAUAGAGAUUCUGACCAAGAGGCUGAUCCAGAAAGUUGUGGUGAGCUUGGGAUGGAAAAACAACAUUUUGGCAGAAGCCCAUCAGCGGUGGAAAGCGCACCAAAAAGAAAGAAGAUGAAACUUAUUCAAGAGGACUCAUUUGCACCAUUAGAUACUGGCCUUUCGCUUGCAGAAGAUGAAGCACUGGUAUUACAUCUGCUCAACAAUUGAAGAUAAAAAUAAAUAAAUCCCUCUCUUAUUCCAAAGCUAUUUUUGUCUUUGUUAUUACUUAGGGCAGUAUCCAAUGGGACACUGUGCCCCCACUAAUUCUGUUGCACCAAUUCUGUUCUGCAAGCUAGGCCCACUGCUUGCGCAACAUAGAUUUAGUGCUUCCGGAGCAAUCAGAAACUAAUGGAAAUGCUUGCUUAUAGAACAGGGCAGGUCAGCAAAGCUCUCAUAAGACAACUCUGCCAACCUGUCUUGAUCCAGAAAAGAGCAUUUCUGUUACUUUCGGGGCCUACUACAAGAAGCAUUCAAUGUCUGUUGUGCAAGUGGUGGGUUGAAUUAGGACAGCCAUAUGGAAAGGAGGACAGGGCUCCUGUACCCUUAGCAGUUGUGUAGAAAAGGGAAUUUCAGCAGGUGUCAUUUGUAUGCAUGCAGCACCUGGUGAAAUCUCCUCUUUAUCACAACAGUUAAAAGUUGCAGGAGCCCUGCCCUCUUUGGUAUGUUGUAAGUCUAGUAUAGCCACCUAUUCAUACAGUAAUAUGUAUUGCCAGUUGAAUGCCAAUAAAUAUUACUGUAUCAAUGUCUGAAACCAUGGUCUUUCCAAUGGAAGGCUCAUUAUCAGUUUGGUUAAUUAGCUUACUUUAGAUGCUAUAAGGAUUUCUGAACUUUCAGAUCUUCUGAUACUUUCUAAAUAGAACCUAAACUUUUGAUGACUUUUUAAAGCUGAAAUUGUUGUAAAGUGUAUUAUUGCUGUAUAGAAAUACAGGACCUUUGUGUAAUUGGGAUAAAGGGACUUUAUUAUACUAGUUAGCCUUGUUGUAGGUAAUUGACCAAAAAAAAAAAAAGGAUUGUAUGAAUAAGCACAUAAUUUUGCAUAUUAAUAAUGAUACACCUUUUUUGCAAAAUGAAAUCAGAUAUGGCUUCACUGUAAUAAUUUGUUUUAAAGUUUUUAUUUGAAAUUCUGAAACUUUGGAAUAAAUACCCCUAUCC
Elgaria multicarinata webbii is the source of this 3545-nucleotide messenger RNA. RefSeq names its product DEAD-box helicase 10 (gene DDX10). The record is from RefSeq and is a predicted model, not a curated record. Gene Ontology annotation, molecular function: nucleic acid binding; ATP binding. Bases 12 to 2561 code for a protein of 849 amino acids. The transcript is spliced from 18 exons. Gene Ontology annotation, biological process: rRNA processing. NCBI's taxonomy places the organism in Eukaryota, Metazoa, Chordata, Lepidosauria, Squamata, Anguidae. Gene Ontology annotation, cellular component: nucleus.